AUGCGGGAUAUAGACCGCUUCCAUAGUUCUAUGGUCUUUUACGCAAUCAGCUCAGAAGAAUGGAAGACCUCCACAAAGAUGGAAACCCUUGGUGCGCUCGAGCUCGAGUUAGCAAAUCUUCUAAGCACUUCGAGCCAAGAAGAAAUGGAGAAAAAUCGCAAGGAACUAUCUGGAUUUCGCAACCUCUUCGCUAGAUUUCUUAGAGCCAAAACCCAUGUGGACUGGACCAGAAUUGAGCCUCUGCCGGAAGGAGCAAUUAGGGGAUAUAAACAUCUAGAGCAUCCUACUAAUGACGAAGUGAUUGCAUCUAUGCUGAACAAGUUGGUAGUAGUAAAGCUCAAUGGAGGAUUAGGUACUUCAAUGGGUUGCAAGGGCCCAAAGUCAGUCAUUCCAGUACGAAAUGAACUAACCUUUCUCGACUUGACCCUGCAGCAGAUUCAGACCUUAAACAAAACCUACAAUGUUGAUGUGCCGUUGGUGUUGAUGAACUCAUUCAAUACAGAAGAAGAUACUAAAAAAGUACUGAAGAAGUACGCCAAUGUCAAGGUAUCCGUGUACACGUUUUGUCAGUCUCAAUAUCCUCGUGUGAAUCGUGAGACACUGAUGCCUAUUGCGAAGACUUUGCAUGACGCGGAUUUGGAAUGUUGGUACCCUCCCGGACACGGUAACUUUUACGAAGCAUUUUACAAUUCCGGUCUUCUCGACAAGUUUAUCGCCGAAGGAAAAGAGUACUGCUUUCUUUCCAAUAUUGAUAAUAUGGGUGCGACCGUGGACUUUGCAAUUCUCAACUUUUUGUUAUCCCCUCCUGCCGGACAUGAUCAUCCAGAGUUUCUCAUGGAGGUUACAAACAAGACGCGAGCUGACGUCAAAGGUGGUACUCUUAUUCAAUACGAAAACAAACUUAUGCUUCUUGAGAUUGCACAGGUUCCCAAGGAUUAUGUGGACGAGUUUAAGUCCAUUAGUAAAUUCCGUAUCUUCAACACCAACAAUUUGUGGGCUAAGCUACCAGCAAUAAAGCGAGUGAUAGAGAAUAAUGAGCUAGAAAUGGAGGUCAUUGUAAAUCCCAAACAUCUUGAACAUGGCCUGGAUGUAAUCCAGUUGGAGACAGCAGCUGGUGCUGCCAUCAAGAACUUCCGAGGCGCAUGUGGUAUAAAUGUACCGCGAUCACGUUUCCUGCCUGUGAAGAAGUGCUCUGACUUAUUAUUGCUCAUGUCCAACUUAUACGAUAUAGACCAUGGCAGUUUGACCUUAUCGGAACAGAGGUCAUUCCCUACUACUCCGCUUGUUAAAUUAGGAUCAAGCUUUGACAAGGUCUCAGACUUUUUGAAACGUUUUCAAGGAAUUCCAGAUCUCUUGGAACUGGACCAUCUUACAGUCUCGGGAGAUGUAUGGUUUGGAAAGGAUGUAACACUAAAGGGUACAGUAAUAAUCAUUGCCAACCAUGGAGACAGAAUCGACAUUCCACCUGGAUCCAUUUUGGAAAACAAGAUAGUCUCCGGCAACCUUCGCAUUUUGGAACACUAG
Molecule: messenger RNA, 1524 nt
Organism: Strongylus vulgaris
Lineage: Eukaryota; Metazoa; Nematoda; Chromadorea; Rhabditida; Strongylidae
Source: the annotation of a GenBank genome assembly